This is a messenger RNA of Heterobilharzia americana, 2320 nucleotides long. Lineage: Eukaryota; Metazoa; Platyhelminthes; Trematoda; Strigeidida; Schistosomatidae. The record is from the annotation of a GenBank genome assembly.
AUGGAAUCGGUUAUAAAUAAGGAAGUGAAUUGGUUUGCACCACGUUUAAUGGAAAUGGAGGAAUCAUUCAAUCGGUGUUUGGAAGAAUGCACUGGUGAAACACGAUUAUCAGCCGACCAAGUGACUAAAUUAAUGAAUGGUAAAUACGGAAGCCAUUUAAGCUGGGAUAUGAUAUGUGCACAGUCACGUUGGGCAGGUCUCCUUCCUCCACUACCUGUUGAACCGAAACCUCAAUCUGAUCAAACGAAUUCAUCAACUGUGAAGCGUUAUAAAUCAAAUGUGAAUACAAUUUCACAUCAGUUGCAUAACUCGCGUGUACCAUAUACGAACGAUUCACUGAAAUACAAUUAUUAUCGUAAAUCAGAUUCCGUUGAAAAUCAGUCUGAUCUAUAUGAUUUUCCAGAUUGUGAAACUAAAUUACUGGGAGUUUUGGUACUCACAAGUAAAGGAAAUGAGUAUGAAUUAAUUGUUAAACAACCCUCUCUAAAUUCAAAAUUGUUUUCUACAGUUGGAAUUCUAUCUGGUAAAGCGAAGAAUGCUUGUCCCAGUGAUGUGAUAGGUCUUAUUUUUGAACAGACUAAUUUUUUUGCUUCAUGUGGUGGUCAAGAUAGUGAUACUGGCCUUAUUUAUUAUCAUUCUAAGGGUCUUCAAUUUCAAGUUGACGAAACAACGUUUCUGCCUGAUUCUACAUCAAACUCUUCAACUAAUGGUUGGGUGAUACAUUGGUGUCAAAAGUUGAAUACUUCACCCGGUUCAAUGAGUGAUAUACAGUUUGAUCAACCCUUUAUUCUAAGCAUUGAUAAAGAGCGUAGAUAUAAUCUCAUGUGUGCACAUACUGGCCAACACUUAUUUACCUCAGCUUUAGAAUCACUUAUGCAGUCAGAUAGUUCAAAGUUGUCAACUUUCCAACAUUUUGGUGGUGUUACCCAUCCGAACCACUUUACUUUGAAAGCUGCUGUUGUUGGGCCAGUAUCAGAUCAAAUGCAAGAAGACUUAGCUGAUUUUAUUCAACAGUUGGAGCAAAGAUGUCAGCAACUAAUCAAUAAAGAUAUACCUAUUUCUAUCUGGAAUACAGACGUAACAAAGGCUACGAAAAUGAAAGAAAUUCGAUAUUUCCCUUGGGAGGAAUACGGUGAAAAAGUACGAGCUGUUUGUAUCGGGAAAGUUGAGCAUUCUUUUGGUGAUAAUGAAGCAGCAGAUUUUACGUCUGUUAUAUCAGCAGAAUUAUGUGGAGGUACACAUCUCUCCAAAUUAUGCGACCUGCAGGAUAUAGCUGUAAUCGCAGUUAAAGGUCGCCAAAAAACUGUUAAGGAAUUCACUUGCAUUUUCGGUCAGUCAGCAAAAAAUGCUCAUCAGUACGGAAAUGCUUUAGUAAAAGAAGGUAAGUUAAGAGAAAAGCAAGCUAUAGAGAAUCCGGAAGAGGCCAAUAUCCACGUUAAAUGGUUAGAGUCAGUUUUAAAUGAUCCACUCUCCACUGGACUUCUUCCAUUAUAUGCUCGAUUGGCAUUAGAAGCUUAUGUUUAUCGUAUCAAAAAUAAAACAGAUGAUAAUCCAAUUGAUGAAGAUAGAGUUCAGCUAUAUGUUCAAAGUUUGGAAACAAUGAUGAGGAAUAAAUGUGAAACAUCCCAUACUGCUAUUGCAAAACUUGACUUUGACAAGUCAGAUGAACUUAUCCUUGCAUUUCUGCGACUUAGCACAACUCAGCCAUUUGUUGUCUAUCAUGAAAAUUUAGCUGUUUGUUAUUUCCCAAGACUAAAUUCCAAUGAAACAGCUUUAAAUUGUGCUCAUAUGGUAGCUAAGUGCCUUUCUACUGAACUUAACAAAGUGCAUUUAACUGCAAAAGGUAGACCUAUACGUUCUACUCAUUUGAAUGGUCUUGAACGGUAUAAAUAUGCAUUUCUUAAACUCUUACCUAUAUCAGAAAUGAUUACUAAUUGCACUAAUAGUGAAAUAUCCCAUUUACAUUGGGAAUCCUAUCAUACUUUAUUAUCAGACUGUGUAAAUUCAGUUUUAAUAAAUUCUGAAAGUUGAUAGAUUAAAAACAGUUUUUACAUGAAAAAUUUGGUGACUGCUAUUACUUCGUUAUACGUAGAUGUUUUAUUGCUAAUUUAUUCAAAUUAAUUAAUUUACUUGUAUAUUCCCUCGACACUUCAUGGAAUAAAAUAGCUUUGCAAAUUAAAGUUUUCUUGGAAUUGAAUAAGUGUUUACCAUUACUUUCAUUGAAUCUUCGUGGCUAUAUGAACUCCUCAGGAAUAAUUUUACGAUAAUGUGCGUAGCAUUUUUUAAAAUCAUAAACAAUAUGCAUUACUAUUUAUUGAUA